Rubroshorea leprosula is the source of this 5235-nucleotide messenger RNA. NCBI's taxonomy places the organism in Eukaryota, Viridiplantae, Streptophyta, Magnoliopsida, Malvales, Dipterocarpaceae. The record is from the annotation of a GenBank genome assembly.
GGCGAGUUGCUGCUCCUUCCCUUCCUCUUCUGCCACUUUGCUAUUCAGCAGAACCCAAAUCAGGUUCUGCAACCUAGAUGCAUAACCCAAAUAGGAGCGACGAAGAGAAGGAAGAAGAGGGGGAGGAGAGGUAUGGUAUCCUGAACCUUGAUAAACCAGCUAACCCAUCUUUGCACGAAGUUGUUGCCUGGAUCAAGCGCAUUUUUUGUGUCGAGAAGACUGGCCAUGGUGGUACUUUAGGCCCCAAAGUCACAGGAAAUCUCAUUGUUCCUGAUGUUGCCAAGGUGGCUCGUGCUCUUGAGACAUUAACUGGCGCUAUGUUUCAGAGGCCGCCAUUGAUAUCUACGGUCCGAGGUGCCCAACCUCAGACGUACGACAGUAAUUCCUUUACAACUAGAGUGAAGAGUAAAUCCAGAGCUUCUCGCUCCAACAGCUGCACAGCAGUUACGAUGGACAUCCUCGCAUCCAAAUAUAUCUCAAUCUCCCGGUCCCAAAAUAACUGCUUGGAGAUGCACAUCAAAUCCCGAAUAUCUUGCUUGGCUCAAUCUCCCGAUCCCGAAAUAACUGCUUGGAGAUACACAUCGGAUCCCGAAUAUCCUGCUUGGCAUGCCACGUGGGUAGCCCCGAUUAUUGCUGACUUAAGCAUCAGAGUGUCUACCCCGAGGACCCACCUCGGGGCUUUGCAGGUCAAUCCGGAGUGCAGAUACGGACGGAAGAAGGACUUCUGGUUUGGUGCAAUUCCAUUUGGCACCGUCCCCAACAACCUUCCACCUCAUCCCCCACCCCCAAUCCCAAAUACAUUCCCUCAUGUUGACCAUGCGAAAGGAGGAGAUGAAAAUCAGCCACACAAUUCGGCUCACAAUUCAGCCUCUACUGCCAACCAAGACGUAGUUGCAAUUCAGCUUGCUGCCAUGCAGCAACAGUUUGGUGUCUUUCAGCUAGUGCUGGCUCAACUAUUAGCUCAGAACAAUCCUGGUGAUCCACUCAUUAACCUACUCAACCCUACUCCACAACCCCCAUCUUCACAACAAAAUCCUGAACUAGUUCAGCAUGCUCCUGCUAUUAGUGAAUCUCAGGGCCAAUCUCACAUCGCACCAGUUCAGCAACCCCUUCAUGAUGAUGUCACUCGACGUCUAGACAGCUUAGAAAAGCUAGUGGCUGAACAGCGAGGAGCCCCACCUCCACACCUUGCUGCUGACUCCGUACCCCACCCUCUCAACACCAACAUUACAUUGGAACCCUAUCUUGCUGGCUUCAGGAUACCACAACUUGAAACUUAUGAUGGGAUGAAGGACCCCGAUGAUCAUCUACAUGCUUUCUACUCUUGCAUGCAAGCCCAGAACGCCUCUGAUGCGUUGAUGUGCAAAAUCUUUCCCUCUACCCUCCGAGCUGUGAUCUCAGGUCUUAGCCAUGAGAGAUUCAGAGAUAGUCUGCUCAAACAUCUUGCCACCACCUUCAGCGAGAUCAAGAAUAAGAUGGAUUUAAGGCGUCCCGGCCCAAUGAGAACUACUGUUGCCAACCGAGAUCAUACUAGAUAUUGUGAUUUCCAUCAAGAUCACGAUCAUACAACAGAGCAAUGCAACAGCUUGAGAGAACAAGGGCCACAGCUUCAAGAAGUUCGUAACCUACCAAAUCGGCAAGGUGUGGGAUAUCAACAAACCCCACCUCCGUUCCCACCACCAGCUAUAAUCAUACAUAUGAUCACGGGAGACCUAGAAGCUGGUGGACUAAGCUCUAAGCAGCGAAAGUUGUAUGUCAGAGAGGUUAAACAUCAAAACCGAGCUCAGAAGCGAAAGUUUGACGAUGCCGAGUGGAAGAAUCAACUGAUUACCUUCACAUCUGCUGAUCUCGAUACAGUCGUCACACCUCACAAUGACCCCCUAGUCACUUCUGUCACGAUUAACAAUUGUGAGGUGCAGUGCGUCUUUGUUGACACAAGGAGUGCAUUAGACAUCAUGUAUUUCCAUUGUUUUGAAAGUCUUGGGUUAGAUCCGGCUUUGUUGCAACGAUAUGAUGGUCCCAUCUAUGGAUUCAACAACCAGCCAAUCCUAGUUGAAGGCGUCCUCACCAUGAAUGUUGCAUUUGGAAGUGGCCGGAGUUAUGUGACCCCUUCAGUUAGGGAUCCGACCAGGAAAACACAGAUAGGAACUCGGCUGAGUCUCGAUGAGAAAACAGAACUAAUAGCCUUUCUCCGAACUAACAAAGAUGUUUUUACAUGGACCUCAGCAGAUAUGCCGGGAAUUUCCACUUCGGUUUCUCAACAUAAACUCAGCACCAAUCCACUCAAAAAACAAGUAGCCCAGAAGUGGCACCUCUUCGGGGGGGAGAGGUUAAUGGUCAUCAAAGAAGAAGUUGAAAAACUAUUGCAAGCUGGCUUUGUUAGACGAGUCGAUUACUGUGAGUGGGUCGCCAAUCCUGUUUUGGUGAAGAAAGCAAAUGGCAAAUGGCGGAUGUGCAUCGAGUACAUUAACCUCAACCAGGCAUGCCCAAAAGACUGUUACCCAAUGCCAAACAUUGACAAGUUGGUUGAGGCAGCUUCUGGAAACGAGAGAUUAAGUCUCUUGGACGCGUACUCUGGCUACCACCAGGUUCCAAUGGCUCAUAAAGAUGAAGAAAAAACCUCGUUCUAUGCUGACGAUGAAAUCUAUUGCUAUGUGAUGAUGCCCUUCGGCCUAAAGAAUGCAGGUGCCACUUACCAGAAGAUGGUUACCAUCGUAUUCCUAGCUCAAAUAGGCCGGAAUCUGGAAGUAUAUGUUGAUGAUAUCGUGGUGAAAAGUUUGAAAGCUGGAGAUCACUUAACCGACCUCGAGGAGACAUUCAACAACCUCCGAAAGAACAGAAUGAGGCUGAAUCCAGCAAAGUGCAUUUUCGGCGUAGAGUCUGGAAAGUUUCUCGGCUUCAUGGUGUCUAGGAGGGGGAUCGAGGUUAACCCUGAGAAGAUCAAAGCAGUAGCCGAGAUGGAACCACCGAAGUCAGUGAAAGAUAUACAGAGGUUGAUUGGAAAAGUGGCAGCUCUUCAUCGGUUCAUAUCGAAGUCAGCAAAUAAAUGCCUACCAUUUUUCAAGAUUAUGAGGUCAGCCGUCCAAAAGGAUGAAUUGGGUAAACAAAAGAAGUUUGAAUGGAAUCAUGAAUGCCAAGCCGCAUUUGAUGAGCUGAAGUCUUAUCUUAGCUCACCAUCUCUACUAACUAAGGCCAUAGAUGGAGAGAUUCUCUAUUUGUAUCUAGGAAUUUCAUAUGAAGCCAUUAGCUCGGUCUUGGUACGAGAGGAAGCCAAACAGCAGAAGCCAAUCUAUUACAUCAGCAGUGUGCUACAUGGAGCAAAGCUGAGGUAUCCAAUUGUUGAGAAAGCAGCUUUAGCAAUUGUCAUUUCGGCCAGGAAGUUGAGGCCAUAUUUCCAGUCACACCCGAUCGUUGUCCUUACAAACCAACCUCUUCGACAGAUUCUACAAAAGCCAGAGUGCUCGGGACGAUUAAUUAAAUGGCCCAACGAGUGGACCUUAUAUGUUGAUGGGGCAUCUAGUAGCAAAGGUUCAGGAGCUAGUGCUCUCUUGAUUGGCCCAGAUGGGUACCGAAGUGAACAUGCCCUGAAGUUCAACUUCGAUGCAACAAAUAACAUGGCUGAAUAUGAAGCUCUGCUACUUGGUUUACAACUAGCAUUGGAGUUGAAAAUCAGCGCAAUACAGGUGUACAAUGACUCCCAGCUAGUGGUGAAUCAAAUCAACUCAAUUUGUGAAGUUGUCGAUCCGGUGAUGAUGAAGUAUGUAGCCCUCGUGGCUGAGCUGAAGUGCAGAUUUCAGAGUUCUAGAUCAGUUUUUGUGGAGGUCUUAGAUGCACCAAGCUUCAUGAAGCCACGGGUGAUGGAGAUCAGCACAAACCCAGACACACCAAGCUGGAUUGACUCAAUUGUCUCCUUCUUACGAGACGGGGAGAUACUUGAGGAUAAGCAGGAGGCAAUGAAGUUGAGGAAGAAAGCAUCUCGGUAUACACUUGUUGAUGGGGUCCUCUAUAAGAGAUCUUUCUCACUCUCUCUUCUUCGGUGCUUGAACCCUUAUGAAGUGGAAUACGCACUCAGGGAGGUGCAUGAAGGUGUCUGCAGAAGUCAUGUAGGUGCUCGAACUUUGGCUCAUAAAGUCCUUAGACAGGGCUAUUAUUGGCCCAACAUGUACAAGGAUGCCACUCAGUUCGUACAAAGGUGUCAGAAAUGUCAAUUUUUCACACAUCUAAUCCACCAGCCUACAGAAGAGCUCACUACUCUGGUAGCACCUUGGCCAUUUGCUUGGUGGGGUCUUGACCUUUUAGGUCCAUUUAUGAAGGGGGUAGGAGGUGUAACCCAUCUCAUCGUUGGUGUGGAUUAUUUCACAAAAUGGGUUGAAGCUCGGGCAUUAUCCAGUCUUACCUUCAAGAAGGUCGAGGACUUUGUUUUCAGCUCGAUUAUUUGCAGAUAUGGGAUCCCGAAUCAGAUUGUAGCUGAUAAUGGAACUCAGUUCAAUUGCUCCUCAUUCCGAGAUUUCUAUUCCAGCUACAGGAUUAAACUGCAGUUCACCUCGGUUUACCAUCUGGAGUCUAACGGCAUGGUUGAAUCUGUUAACAAAUGCAUCUUAGAAGGUAUAAAGCUGAGGUUGGAACAACACAAGGCCAAAUGGGCAGACAAGCUCAACAACACCCUCUGGGCGUAUAGAACUACGAGCCGAACUGCCACAGGUGAAACACCCUAUCAUCUGGCCUUUGGUACCGAAGCAGUCAUUUCUAUCGAGAUAGGAGUCCCAAGCUUCAGGGUCACCCAUUUCGAUGAAGGACAAAAUGGACAACUGCUUCGGGAGAACCUUGAUCUGCUUCAUGAAGUCAGAGAAGAAGCACGACUUCAAACUCUAGUCUACAAGCAGAAAAUAGAAAACUUCUACAACAAACGAGUUCGACCCCGCGCAUUCAAAGUAGGAGACCUUGUUCUUAGGAAAGCUGGUGUAACGGGGUUCGAAACUCGAUUUGGAAAGCUAGCACCAAACUGGGAGGGCCCCUACACUGUGGCCGAAGUGCCCCACCCAGGUGCUUCUAUCCUACAGGACACUGAGGGCAAAAGGGUUCCUAGAGUCUGGAAUGCCAAUAACUUGAAGAAAUUUUACCCUUAAUACACUUCUUUCCAGUAAACUUUGUCUUAUUUCUAUAAUCGCCAUUAUUUUGCUUACUGUAUAUCGAAACUCAAUUCAUUUACAUCAUUAAUGAACUUCACUUCACAUU